AUGGGUUCACGAUUCUUGCUGGCAGCCAAUACUUGUCUCGGAAUGAGUUGUGUGUUGGGAGUGUUGGGUGCUUUGGCUUUAUUUUCAUUAUCGAUUGUGGAUUCGUUGAAUGUGAAUUUUUCAAGUCAUGUGGAUAAUAAGGAUUUUUGUGGAAUUACAUCUCUCAACGAGCAUCGUCCCUUCAGUGUUCAAUACAUUCUUUCCAACACGGAUUCCAACUCGACACACAUUUACAAAGUUUGUGCCGAAGUUCAACCCGGAGCCUUCGCCGGACACAACGGAACGUUUUGUAUCUAUCCGAGUGUUCCAUAUGAUGAUCACGGACAACCCAUUGCUUCUCAAAUGAAAGCAUUUUGUGGAUUUUCAUUGGCAGUCAUGUUUGAACGAUUUGGAAUUGUGUUGGGAUAUCUUGUUGGAUUUGUUUUUGCCUUGUUGUGGUUGACCAUGGGUCGAAGAAGUAUUGAGAAUAAUAAGAUCAAGUGGACGGGAAGAAUUUUUGGUGGAAUUUAUACGAUCUGGAGUGUAUUGAGUAUUGCUGCUGCUUUUUAUUUAAUGAUUGCAGAUGCUUCUCGUGUUGCAACUAGUGUUGAUUGGUGUAAUAAUGUCUAUAUUCCUCAUUAUUGUAAUCCUGGAGGAUUUGAUGGCCCUGUCGAAGAAUGCAAAUGUGAUUUUGGUCUCUAUAUUGGAAUGCCAAUACUUGGUGCUUGCUUAAUUCUUGUCUAUGUGUUCUCCACUAUUACAUGCAUUGUGAAAUGGGUCGCUGAAUAUAGAGCUGUACGUGAAGGUUAUCGUGAUUUAGAUGCUUCAGUGGAUGAAUUGACCAAACAAUAA
Molecule: messenger RNA, 831 nt
Organism: Naegleria fowleri
Lineage: Eukaryota; Heterolobosea; Eutetramitea; Acrasida; Naegleriidae
Exons: 3
Coding region: 1-831 (276 amino acids)
Source: RefSeq, a predicted model, not a curated record